AUGGUUAAAAUUCAGUUGUACUGUCCAUCCACCAAGAAGACUGUCGAGGACUUCUACGUCACACCAUUUCAGACUCUCCAGCAAGUUCUACCAAGUGUACGGCUUGCCUUCGACCUCAAGUAUGCAGCGAUAUACACCACCGAGGCCAAACCAAUCACGGAACCGAGUACCCUUGAAGAAGACCAGCGGGUCCUGGUAGCGGCCAGCGCUACGGAAGUUAUGUUACCCGAUUCGCCAUCUGAGUGGGUACUGUACGACGGCGAGGAGGGCGACGACAUCCACCCGGACGUCGAAUGCUAUGGCCUGGGUUGGGAAGAACUAUGUGACGCCGACAUGCGUCUCCACAUCACCAGCCUAAACGAACAGAAGCCUGCAUCUCGCAAUAAGAUGCGUAUCACGCGCGAGUAUAAGCCUGUUGAGGCCGACAUUAACGCAUUGGAUGCUAAGACUUCAACCACUUCAAGUAUUGCCGAGGACGAGGACCACAUCGAGAAGUGCUGGGGCGUCACCGUCGAACAUUUCCUUCCUACGUCGAUGAAGCCCGCCGCCGCCAAGUCCAGCUCGAAAGCAUGCGACUCUUCCACACUGGCUGUCCUGAGCAUCAUGGCCGGCUUCACUCAAGGCCAAUCUCGUCUCGCUUUAGAAGUCCUGGAAGAAGCGGUCGCUCUUCGCACCGAAGAGGAUCAAGGUGACCACAAGGAUCCCGCUUUGCAGAAAGGCGAUGUCUUGAACGCUAUCACCCUCAUCUAUGAGAGGGCUGAAGCCAUUGAGGCUAAGCUUAUCAAGGGCAAGGGUGCGAAAGGAAAGGGAAAGGGGAGGAGGCGGCCCUCGAAGGGCACUCCGAAGAAGCUUGGCGCUAUGUCGAGCUUGAGUUGA
This is a messenger RNA of Alternaria ventricosa, 876 nucleotides long. RefSeq lists its product as uncharacterized. NCBI's taxonomy places the organism in Eukaryota, Fungi, Ascomycota, Dothideomycetes, Pleosporales, Pleosporaceae. The record is from RefSeq and is a predicted model, not a curated record. The transcript is spliced from 2 exons. The coding region runs from base 1 to 876 and encodes 291 amino acids.